GUCAGCGGCGAGGCCGCGGGGGCAGCGACGGCGCCGGGCAGCGGGAGUGGCGGCCGCGCCAUGUGGCUGCUGGGGCCGCUGUGCCUGCUGCUGAGCAGCGCCGCGGAGAGCCAGCUGCUCCCUGGGAACAACUUCACCAACGAGUGCAACAUUCCAGGCAACUUCAUGUGCAGCAAUGGGCGCUGCAUCCCCGGCGCCUGGCAGUGCGAUGGGCUGCCCGACUGCUUCGACAAGAGUGACGAGAAGGAGUGCCCCAAGGCUAAGUCGAAAUGCGGCCCGACCUUCUUCCCCUGUGCCAGCGGCAUCCACUGCAUCAUCGGCCGUUUCCGGUGUAACGGGUUUGAGGACUGUCCCGACGGCAGCGACGAAGAGAACUGCACAGCAAACCCUCUGCUUUGCUCCACCGCCCGCUACCACUGCAAGAACGGCCUCUGCAUUGACAAGAGCUUCAUUUGCGAUGGGCAGAAUAACUGUCAAGACAACAGCGACGAGGAGAGCUGCGAAAGUUCUCAAGAACCGGGCAGCGGGCAGGUGUUUGUGACCUCGGAGAACCAGCUCAUGUACUACCCCAGCAUCACCUACGCCAUCAUCGGCAGCUCCGUCAUCUUCGUGCUGGUGGUGGCCCUGCUGGCGCUGGUCCUGCACCACCAGCGGAAGCGCAACAACCUCAUGACGCUGCCGGUGCACCGGCUGCAGCACCCGGUGCUGCUCUCCCGCCUGGUGGUCCUGGACCACCCCCACCGCUGCAACGUCACCUACAACGUCAACAACGGCAUCCAGUACGUGGCCAGCCAGGCCGAGCAGAACGCGUCGGAAGUGGGUUCCCCGCCCUCCUACUCAGAGGCCCUGCUAGACCAAAGACCCGCAUGGUACGAUCUCCCUCCACCACCCUAUUCUUCGGACACUGAGUCACUGAACCAAGCUGACCUGCCCCCUUACCGCUCCCGGUCCGGCAGCACCGACAGCGCCAGCUCACAGGCAGCCAGCAGCCUCCUGAGUGUGGAAGACACCAGCCACAGCCCGGGGCAGCCUGGCCCGCCAGAGGGCACCACUGAGCCCAGGGACUCCGCGCCCAGCCAGGGCACUGAAGAAGUAUAAAACCCAGUUCCUCCAAAGUCCAUAUGGGUUCAUCUGCUCUGACUUGUUACCAUCCUAACAACUUGUGCUCGUGGGAAGCUCCUCAAGUUGCCUCAGGGAGUCGAUUUGGGGCCUCAGCUGUCUCUCUGUUCACCUCCUUCCCCAGAUUUCAGGGAUGUUCUUUGGAAGGUGACCUGGCAUUGUUCUGGCCUCUCAGUUGACCUGAUAUGUGGCGCAUCUUUUCUGGGCAGUUACUCUUCAUUCAGGGUCCAUGAUCACAGCCUUGCUCUCCACAUCAUUCUUCUGUUACUGUUGGAAUCUUGCUGAGUAGGCGGUGUAAAUUUGCAGGUGGCAGGAUAGUGCGGUACUUAGGUAGCCAUUGAGAAAGCAGUGUUUGUGCCGUACUGGGUGUUCAGAAGGGCAGAGGACACUGGACCAGGUUCUUUGUGGGCUGCUACCUUAGAGCUCCGUUUGGGGAUUUGGGUUGGAUGGUCCUACCAGGAGGCUAUCAUUGGAUGGAGAGAAUUCAGGGGAGUAUCAAAACCUGCCUUGAACUAGACUAUACAUUGCUUUCGGGUCAGCAGAGGCAGGGGCCAAAGAAAACUGUUGCCGUGAGUCACGCCCCUUCAGAAGUCAGCAGUGUCAUUUUGGUUUUCUGAAGGACUCAGGAACCAUCAACUCUGGAUAGAUUCUGGAUUUAAAAAUUUGUCCAAAAAUCUUCACUUGGAGAGCUUUAUCCAGCAUCGUAUCUCAUCCCAGAAUAGGCAGGGAGCCCUCACCGUGAGUGUAUCCGAGUUCUCAGCUCCUAAAAUACAGGCUGCCAAGAUCCUGGGUCUGCUUUGGUCCAUGGUCCUUCCCCUGGUUUCUGGAUUGUCACCAGAAACAGUGAUGACAGCUGUGACCUGCCCGUAAAGAAGGGAUGAGAACGAAACCUGAGUUAGCCAGAAAUCUUCUCUGGCCCUUUGUCCCUGUGAACCACUCCCAGCCUGCCUUGCCCAUUCACGCAGCUUCAGCACUCGCCUCCUGAGUCCCCCUGACACUCAGAAGUCAUUUUACCUGUGCAUUUGGACUUGAGAACACUGUGGGUUCUAACUCACGUGAGAACGUAAUUCAGUACCUCCCACGAGAGCUCCCAUAUUCCUGGGCUGCACUCACCCCCCUUCCCAAGGCCCAGAUACCAGCGCCAGGCUUAGGGCUAGAGUGAGGCUCAGGCCUCUCCGAACAUCCCAUAGUUUCUCCUCUGAGAGACAUGGAUAAUAGACAGUUUGUAGUCAAGAUUUGCCAUUUGGACUUUUUUUUUUUUUUUAAUCUCUUAGAAAUGCAUUUGAAACGGUGUGUUUGUUUUUUCCCUUCUAGUUAAGGGACUAUUUAUAUGUGUAUAGGAAAGCUGUCUUUUGUUUGUUUUUCCAUUCGUGAGGUCCAAGCAAAGAUGGAAAAGGAGAUCGCGCCUUUGUGCGGCUAGUAGCAAGUCCCCCCAGACUGACCUGUGUGCCGGGCGUCUGUGCAUUGUUGCACUUUGAGUUAUUAUUUAUCGAGUUCUUGAAGGAUGCAGGAAGAGGGACGCCUUUCUCCCUCGGCUUUUAGUCUCUGUGUUUAUGCUCGCUUUCCUCUUUCUCUGUGCCCGGCCAGCCACAGCGCCCACCCCCUCAGGAAGUCAUGGGUGGAAACGUAGGUGUUAUUCGUCAAGAGGCCACACUCAUGGGGGAUUGGGACAAAACUGGAACCACGUGCAGCCACUCUGGGCAGCUGUCAGCCACGCAGAGCUGCUUUCCACAUGGUCAGUAACCUUUGUGACGCUCAUUCAAAUGGAGCCUGCAGGAGAGGGGACGAAGUGGCAUUCAGUGAUCCUGUCCUGCAGACUUUUUUUUUUUUUUUUUUUAAACCAAAUCCGAAGUAUGUUACAGGAAAGCUAGCCACUUGGUGAUUUUUUUUUUUUUUAAGUUAAGAAAAGGAACCUAGUUGCUUACAUUUUCAUUUUUAAGUAACGUGAGUUAUUUUCUGAGUAAUCCAGUGAAGAGAGAACUUACGGUGGCAGCCAGAGUAUGUGAGGAGCUCUGGUUGACUGUGUCAUCUCCUAUGAGUCAGAGUGGCUUAAUUUCUCCCUGUGGUGGCCCCUGCUUCUUUCUGGUGCUCUGGCAGUUGUUUAGAGGAAAGGAUUCUAAUUUUAAUUAAUUGUGCAGUGAGUUCAUCUCACGCGCUUUUCAGCUUCCAGGCAUCUUAGGAAAGACAAAUGGUCUUAGUAGAUAAGGAGAGCCUAUUAAUGUUGUUUAUUAAUUCAAACACAGGGACAUUUUUAUUAUAGAUUUGAUUUUUUUUUAAAUGGUUGUUUUUAAAAAGAUAUAAAUAGGACACCAAAGCUGCAGGGGGUUUUUGUUUUGUUUUUUUUUCCCCUACUCAAGGUAGCAAAUAAGUAGCCAGCAUUAUUUUUUAACUCAUUCCAACCAGGAUAUUUUUUUAUACAUGGCCUAAAUCUGUGCCAACCAGAAAACUAUUUCUGCUCUCUUUUCUCAAAGGAGAUCAGCGAGUCCAUUCUCUUUUAGCAUUGAAAUCAUUCCACUGAGAUUGAUCACUUAUCACUUGCCCUCAACUCCCUCUGCAUUGAAAUCGACAUUUUAAAAAAAUGCAAGGAAGUGGUAAUAGUUGCGAGAGUCACACACAACUUCGUGUGAUGCUCACAGUUGAUGUAAACUGGAAAGGCUGUGUGUGGUUGCUUUUUGUUUUUUGAUUAGAUUUCUUUUUAAUUUUAUACUUUCAAAUAAACUUGCAGUU
Hippopotamus amphibius kiboko is the source of this 3846-nucleotide messenger RNA. RefSeq names its product low density lipoprotein receptor class A domain containing 3 (gene LDLRAD3). The record is from RefSeq and is a predicted model, not a curated record. The coding region runs from base 61 to 1098 and encodes 345 amino acids. Lineage: Eukaryota; Metazoa; Chordata; Mammalia; Artiodactyla; Hippopotamidae. Gene Ontology annotation, molecular function: protein binding. Gene Ontology annotation, cellular component: plasma membrane. The transcript has 6 exons. Gene Ontology annotation, biological process: receptor-mediated endocytosis.